AUGACCGAUGCUAUAUUCUAUAAAGCAGUGCUCGAAUGGUUGGUGGAAAGAGUUGCGCGAGUCCGUCCGGACACUGUUGAUAGCUGGCGGCUUCAUCACCACAAUGCUGGCGCUCACACGGCGCUUUUGGGAAUGGAGUUCAUUUUUCGCGUCGCUAUGUCGAUUCUUCAGCAAGCUCGCGUCGAAUUGCUUAGGCUGGACAUGGAAGGCAUGCUCAAGUAUUUUCAACGAGAUAUUCGAGAACGUUUCGAACAUGACGCGGACUUAUUAUUUGCUUCGGCAAAUAAGGUGCACCUAAACGCCAAGAGGAUGAGGAACACUUUAGACAUAGUCAAAGAACCCUAUUAA
Messenger RNA from Necator americanus (New World hookworm), 348 nucleotides. RefSeq lists its product as uncharacterized. The record is from RefSeq and is a predicted model, not a curated record. Bases 1 to 348 code for a protein of 115 amino acids. The transcript has 4 exons. Lineage: Eukaryota; Metazoa; Nematoda; Chromadorea; Rhabditida; Ancylostomatidae.